Osmerus eperlanus (European smelt) is the source of this 1423-nucleotide messenger RNA. RefSeq lists its product as uncharacterized. The transcript has 8 exons. NCBI's taxonomy places the organism in Eukaryota, Metazoa, Chordata, Actinopteri, Osmeriformes, Osmeridae. The coding region runs from base 93 to 1277 and encodes 394 amino acids. The record is from RefSeq and is a predicted model, not a curated record.
UGUGAGUGGCUGAAGUCCUCCCCCCCCAGGCUGUUAGUGUACUUGAGCCGCUGCUCCCCUGCAGACUUGACAACCACUGCAGCACCAGCACCAUGGGGCGACACAGCCAACCUGUCCUUCUCUGCCUUCUCCUGGCUCAGACAGGUUUUUUGGUUUUGAGUACCAGGAAGGUCACCAUCAGUCCGAAAAAGCUUUUCGCCAAAGUGGGCAGUGAGCAGACCCUGCUCUGUGAAACGAGCUGUCUCGGAGUCAGACCCAGGUUCAUCGUGCUGGACAACAUUGACGCCAGACAGACAACCGAUAAGAACAAGACAAGGCUUCACUUUGUAGACAUCACUCCCCAACAUGAAGGAAAGUACAUCUGUGAAGCUAAGUGCUCUCCCUCGAGCAAAGAUGCUGCCAAGCUCAUAGUGUACAAUCUCCCGAUGCCUGUACUGCAGACCCAGCCAGAGAGCCCGGUGUCUGGUCAGCCCUUCCAGGUUAGCUGCACGCUGCUGGGGGUCUACAUCUCCUCCGGAAACUUCCAGAUGAAGAUAUUUCAUGACAAGAUGGAGCUGAGAACAACCAUCUCUGAGUCUGAUGACCCCACAAGUUUCCAAAACUACACAUCCUCCUCUGCAGACCAGGUGGGGAAGAGAGAGAUGGAGUAUCGAUGUGAUGCUUCCAUAACUCUGGAUUCCCAGAUCUUCACUAACAGCAUCAGUAGGACCGUGCAUCUCAAAGCACCCGCGACAACCACCAUCCCCGCGACAACCACCAUCCCCGCGACAACCACCACCCCUGCGACAACCACCAGCCCCGCGACAACCACCACCCCCGCGACAACCACCAGCCCCGCGACAACCACCAUCACCGCGACAACCACCAACCCCGCGACAACCAUCAUCCCCGCGACAACCACCAUCCCCGCGACAGAGAGAUCAUCAGAGAGGGACUCAGUACACACGACUUUGUGGGAUGAGCCACACCAGCUGAUCCACAGAGCUGUUGGCAGCCCACCUCUGGAGAAGGCCACUCCUCACCCCAACGACAUCCCAGAGCUGCCCCUGCAGCCAAAGCCCAUCUUAUCUAACAACAUAAACCCUUCUUGGUUCUUCUCAAUGGAGACUCAGAGGGCUGAAGCUGCAGAUAAGGAAGGGGAGCAGAGGUCUGCUGAAGAGACCCACAUCACCAUGUACACAAGUUCCACACUGGGCGCCGUGGCAACGCUCUCCUUCGUGGGCUGCCUGCUCCACCUGCUUCGCCGGAGGAAACGCCAGUCCGUAGCAGAGCCGUAGACCCGCCCUGACUAACACCAUAUCGUCAGCCUCGGAGCAAAUGUUGAAUUCAGUCAUAAAAUGAAAAAUACUUGGCUUUCCACAAGACCAUUUCAACUUAUGUAUGUGAAAUUAAAGUAAAACUAAUAGUUGAACGAUAUAUGCUC